AUGAGUGACGCUGAGAUGGAAAUAUUUGGGGUGGCUGCCCCAUACCUCCGCAAAUCAGAACGGGAGAGGAUCGCAGCCCAGAAUUUGCCGUUUGAUGCCAAAACAGCUGUCUUUGUGCCCGACCCAAAGCUGGAAUACGUCAAAGGAAAAAUCAAAAGCCAGGACAGCUCCAAGGUCACUGUGGAGACUGAAGGAGGAAAGGUUGUCACCGUGCAUCUGGAUGACAUUCGGCCCAUGAACCCUCCUAAGUUUGACAAGAUCGAGGACAUGGCCCUGCUGACGCAUCUCCACGAGCCAGCCGUGCUCUUUAACCUCAAGGAGCGCUACGCUGCCUGGAUGAUUUAUACCUACUCGGGGCUCUUCUGUGUGACUGUGAAUCCUUACAAGUGGCUUCCAGUCUACAACCCGGAGGUGGUCGCCGGGUACCGAGGAAAGAAGCGUCAGGAGGCCCCCCCACACAUCUUCUCCAUCUCUGACAACGCUUACCAGUACAUGCUGACAGAUCGAGAGAACCAGUCCAUCCUGAUCACUGGAGAAUCCGGUGCCGGGAAGACGGUCAACACCAAGCGAGUCAUCCAGUAUUUUGCAACAAUUGCAUCAUUCGGAGACUCCAGCAAGAAGGAGCAAGUGUCCGGAAAAUUGCAGGGUACUCUGGAGGAUCAAAUCAUCCAGGCCAACCCUCUGCUGGAAGCUUUUGGGAAUGCCAAGACUGUGAGGAAUGACAACUCGUCACGAUUUGGAAAAUUCAUCCGCAUCCACUUUGGAACAAAGGGGAAGCUGGCAUCUGCUGAUAUUGAAACGUACCUUUUGGAAAAGUCCAGAGUGACUUUCCAGCUGCCAGCAGAGAGGAGCUAUCACAUCUUCUAUCAGAUCAUGUCAAACAAGAAGCCUGAUUUAAUCGAGAUGCUGCUGAUAACCACCAACCCUUAUGAUUACCCAUUUAUCAGCCAGGGAGAGAUCACGGUGCUGAGCAUCGACGAUACAGAGGAGCUGAUGGCCACAGACAGUGCCAUUGACAUCCUGGGCUUUAACACGGAGGAAAAGGUCGGCAUCUACAAGCUGACGGGUGCUGUGAUGCACAACGGCAACAUGAAGUUCAAGCAGAAGCAGCGGGAGGAGCAAGCCGAGCCCGAUGGCACUGAGGUGGCAGACAAAGUCGCCUACCUGAUGGGUCUAAACUCUGCUGAUUUGCUAAAAGCGCUGUGUUACCCUCGAGUGAAGGUUGGGAAUGAGUAUGUCACCAAAGGUCAGACUCCACAGCAGGUGAACAACGCUAUGGGUGCUCUGUCUAAGGCCGUAUACGAGAAGCUGUUCCUGUGGAUGGUCACCAGGAUCAACCAGCAGCUCGACACCAAACUUCCCAGACAGCAUUUCAUUGGUGUCCUGGAUAUUGCAGGAUUUGAAAUCUUUGAGAUGAACAGUCUGGAGCAGCUGUGCAUCAACUUCACAAAUGAGAAACUGCAACAGUUUUUCAACCAUCACAUGUUCGUGCUGGAGCAAGAGGAGUACAAAAAGGAAGGGAUUGCGUGGGAGUUUAUAGACUUUGGCAUGGACUUGGCCGCCUGCAUCGAGCUCAUUGAGAAGCCGAUGGGGAUUUUCUCUAUUCUUGAAGAGGAGUGUAUGUUUCCAAAGGCGACAGACGGCUCCUUCAAAAACAAGCUGUACGACCAGCACCUGGGGAAAAACAGCAUCUUUCAGAAGCCCAAACCGUCCAAAGGAAAGUCUGAGGCCCACUUCUCUCUGGUGCACUACGCCGGCACUGUCGACUACAACACCAGCGGCUGGCUGGAAAAGAACAAGGAUCCACUUAAUGACACUGUGGUGCAGCUGUACCAAAAAGCUUCCCUCAAACUGCUCUCUCAGCUCUUUGCCACAUACGCAUCUGCUGACGCAGCUGCUGAUGGAAACAAGAGAAGCUCCAAGAAAAAGGGAUCUUCCUUUCAAACAGUUUCUGCACUUUUUAGGGAAAACCUGAACAAACUGAUGGCCAACCUCAGGUCCACACAUCCACACUUUGUAAGAUGCAUCAUCCCAAAUGAGACCAAGACACCAGGAUCCAUGGACCACCAUCUGGUGCUUCACCAGCUGCGAUGUAACGGCGUGCUGGAAGGCAUCCGCAUCUGCAGGAAGGGAUUCCCCAGCAGGAUUCUUUAUGGAGAUUUCAGGCAGAGAUAUAGGAUUCUGAAUGCCAGCGCGAUCCCUGAGGGGCAGUUCAUCGACAGCAAGAAGGCUUCAGAGAAGCUGCUGUCCACCAUUGACGUGGACCAUUCCCAGUACAGAUUUGGAUACACAAAGGUGUUCUUUAAAGCCGGCCUUCUGGGUCUUCUGGAGGAGAUGAGGGAUGAGCGUCUGGCUGUGCUGAUGACUCGAAUCCAGGCUGUGUCUCGAGGUUAUGUCACCAGGCUGAGGUUGAAGGAGAUGACGAAGAAAAGAGAGUCCAUUUACAUCAUCCAGUACAACAUCCGCUCAUUCAUGAAUGUGAAGAACUGGCCUUGGAUGAAGCUCUUCUUCAAGAUAAAGCCUCUGUUACGAAGCGCGGAGGCUGAAAAGGAGAUGCAGACGAUAAAAGAGGAGUUCGCUCGACUUAAAGAGGAGUUUGCAAAGUCGGAGGCCAGGCGGAAGGAGCUGGAGGAGAAGAUGGUUGUGCUCGUUCAGGAGAAAAAUGACCUUUACCUUCAAAUACAAGCAGAGAGGGAGAACCUGUGCGAUGCCGAGGAAAGGUGUGAAGGCUUGAUAAAGAGCAAGAUCCACCUGGAGGCCAAAGUCAAAGAAUUCUCUGAGAGGCUGGAGGAGGAGGAGGAGAUCAAUGCCGAAAUCACCGCCAAGAAGAGGAAGCUGGAGGACGAAUGUUCAGAGCUCAAACGAGACAUAGACGACCUUGAACUUACCAACGCCAAAGUGGAGAAGGAAAAAUAUGCCACCGAAAAUAAGGUUAAGAAUUUGGUGGAGGAGUUGAGCGCUCUCGAGGAAAAUCUGUUGAAGUCCUCUAAGGAGAUCAAAGCUUUGCAGGAGGUGCACCAACAGACUGUAGAUGACCUGCAGGCUGAGGAGGAUAAAGUAAACUCUCUAAUGAAAAUGAAGAUCAAGCUGGAGCAACAGGUUGAUGAUCUGGAGUGCUCGCUGGAGCAGGAGAAGAAGGUGCGAGCCGACUUGGAAAGAUCCAGAAGGAAACUAGAGGGAGAUCUGAAGCUGUCCCAGGAAACCAUCAUGGACCAGGAGAAUGAAAGACAGCAGGCAGAAGAACGACUGAAAAAAAAAGACUUUGAAAUAAGCAGCCUGCAGAGCAAAAUUGAUGACGAACAAGCCCUGAGCGCUCAGCUACAAAAGAAGAUUAAAGAGCUUCAGGCUCGCACUGAAGAGUUGGAAGAGGAAAUUGAGGCUGAACGUGCAGCUCGAGCCAAAGUGGAGAAACAGAGGUCUGAUCUGUCCAGAGAGCUGGAAGAGAUCACCGAGCAGCUGGAGGAGGCCGGAGGAGCCACCGCUGCUCAGGCCGAGCUCAACAAGAAGCGUGAGGCCGAGUAUCAGAGGCUGCGUCGGGAUCUGGAAGAGUCAACCCUGCAGCACGAGUCCAUCACUGCGGCCUUGCGUAAGAAGCAGGCCGACAGCGUCGCAGAGCUGAGCGAUCAGAUAGAUAACCUUCAAAGAAUCAAGCAGAAACUGGAGAAGGAGAAAAGCGAGCUGAAGAUGGAGGUUGAUGACAUGACAAGCAACGUGGAGAGUGUCUUGAAGAGCAAGGCUAGUCUGGAGAAAAUGUGCAGGAGCCUUGAAGACCAAAUGAAUGAACACAGAACCAAAGCAGAUGAAGCCCAGAGGUCCCUUAGUGAUUAUACUACCCUCAGUGCUCAUCUCCGAACAGAAAAUGGUGAACUUACACGUCUCCUGGAAGAGAAAGAGACCGCUCUUUCACAGCUGAGCAGAGCGAAAUCUGUGGGGAGUCAGCAAAUCGAAGAGCUGAAGAGACUUUUGGACGAGGAAAUUAAGGCAAGAAAUGCUCUGGCUCACAGUUUGCAAUCAUGUCGUCAUGACUGUGAGCUGCUCAGAGAGCAGUACGAGGAGGAGCAGGAGGCCAAAGCCGAGCUGCAGCGAAGCCUGUCCAAGGCUAACUGCGACGUAGCUCAGUGGAGAACCAAAUACGAGACGGAUGCCAUCCAACGCACAGAGGAGCUCGAGGAGGCCAAGAAGAAGCUGGCUCAGCGGCUGCAGGAGUCUGAGGAGAUGGCAGAGGCUGCAAAUGUCAAAUGUGCUUCGCUGGAGAAAACUAAGCAGAAGCUGCAGGCGGAGGUCGAGGAUCUCAUGGUUGAGCUGGAAAGGUCAAACGCAGCCAAUGCCACGUUAGACAAGAAACAGAGGAACUUUGACAAGGUUCUGGCUGAGUGGAAACAGAAAUAUGAGGAGAGCCAAUCAGAUCUGGAAGUCUCCCAGAGAGAGUCCAGAGUGCUGAGUACAGAACUCUUCAAGCUGAAAAAUUCAUAUGAGGAAGCUUUGGAUCACCUUGAAAACAUGAAAAGAGAAAAUAAAAAUCUUCAACAGGAGAUCUCAGACAUCACAGAGCAAGUUGGACAAUCUGCUAAAACUAUCCAUGAGCUGGAAAAAGCCGCAAAGCAAGCUGAGCAAGAGAAGAGAGACACCCAGGCAGCUCUUGAGGAAGUUGAGUCUUCUUUGGAACACGAGGAGGCCAAAAUCCUGCACCUUCAACUGGAGCUGAACCAAGUCAAGUCGGAGGUGGACAGGAAGGUGGCGGAGAAAGACGAGGAAAUCGACCAGCUCAAGAGGAAUCACCAGAGAACUGUGGACACUCUGCAGAGCACGCUGGACGCCGAGACACGCAGCAGGAACGAUGCUAUCCGGACGAAGAAGAAGAUGGAAGGUGAUCUAAAUGAGAUGGAAAUCCAGCUGGGUCAUGUCAACCGGCAGGCAGCCGAGGCGACCAAACAACAGAGAAACCUGCAGACUCAGCUGAAGGACACCCAGGUCCAUCUGGAUGAAGCCCUCCACAGCCAAGAGGACCUAAAGGAGGAAUUAGCCAUCGUAGAGCGCCGCAACAAUCUAAUGAUGGCUGAAAACGAGGAAAUUAGGGCGGCACUGGAGCAAUCUGAGAGGAGUCGAAAGCUCGCCGAGCAGGAACUGAUCGAUGUCAGUGAGAGGAUUCAGCUGCUGCACUCUCAAAACACCAGCCUCCUGAACAACAGAAAGAAGAUGGAGGCCGAUUUGGGUCAUCUGCAGUCAGAGAUAGAGGACAGCGUCCAGGAGGCAAGAAGUGCAGAUGAGAAGGCCAAGAAAGCCAUCAUGGAUGCUGCUAUGAUGGCUGAGGAGCUGAAGAAGGAGCAGGACACCAGCACUCACUUGGAGAGGAUGAAGAAGAACCUGGAGGUCACAGUGAAGGACCUACAGCAGCGCCUGGACGAAGCCGAGCAGAUAGCCCUGAGAGGAGGGAAGAAGGAGCUGCAGAAACUGGAAACCAGGGUCCGAGAGCUGGAAAAUGAAUUAGAGGCGGAACAGAAACGCACCGGCGAGGCUAUGAAAGGUUUGAGGAAAUAUGAAAGGAAAAUUAAAGAGCUCACUUAUCAGGGUGAGGAGGAAAAGAAGAAUGCAGCACGACUGCAGGAUCUGGUCAACAACCUGCAGCUCAAAGUGAAGGCAUAUAAACGGCAGUGUGAGGAGGCGGAGGAACAAACCAGCAUUCAUUUGGCCAAAUUUCGGAAGGUGCAGCAUGAACUGGAGGAAGCUGAGGAGCGAGCAGAUAUCGCAGAGUCCCAGUUGAAUAAAUUACGAGCAAAAAGCCGAGAUGUUGUUGGUAAAGGAGAAUAAGAAUCUACACAGGUACAGUUUACUUGAGAAAACACAGCACGGUCAGUUCAGUUCGGAAAAGCAGUUUUCAGGUUUAUGUGAUGCAUUUUUCACACAAGCAAAAUGAUUUAUAAUGUGGUUUUAUUAGGUUCACAAGCAGGAAAAGUGUCUUGAUCUAUAAUGGAACAUUUUAAAACCUCUACUAAUUUUGGUGUGCAUUGUUUUGUUGGGUGCAGAUGCAUUGGCAGAAUGUAACAAAAUGCAUUAAAUCAGAAAAUUAGUUUCAUUCAUGCUUUUAUUGUAUAAAAAAAAUCCCCACUAAAUUGAUAAAUACUCACCAGAACAUGUUUAAUAUUUUCUAAAGUACAGCUUUGAGGCGCUUGUACACUAAAAGAUUUGCCUUUGUGUUAUGGAAAAUGUAGGAUUCAGCAGGUUUUGGAGUCCUUACAUGUCAUUGUGUCCAUCCAUCGAAGAAGCAAACUACUAUUUGCUGUUUCAAUGUUGAUUUUAUCAUUUUGUAUGUGACAUAUUAAAUCCCUGAAGUAGUAAUUCAUAAUUUUAAAAAACACACCAACAUGUUACAUGAGCUAUCAAUUUAUUGCAUUUUUUUUAAAGCUUAUAUUUCUGAGUUUUUGGCCAUUAUUUUAGCAAAUAGCAACAGCUUUAGUAUGAACAGAAAACACACAGAUAAACAAAGUGAAGACUCUGUAGUCAUGUUUAAACAUGCUAACGUGCUGAUGUGUAACAGGGUUAAUAUCUUCACUGUCUUGGUUUAGUAUGUUAGUUUGCUCCAAUUAGCUAAUUAGCAUAAAUGGUAAAGUACAGUUGAGGCUUAUGGGAAUGUCAUUUGUCUUUGAUCCUGGCAUUUAUUUAAGGAUAAUAAAUAGCGAGUUUUUGCUGUAAUUUUUUACAAAACAGGAAAACCCUGUGAAUCAGCUCUAUGUUUAUUGGACACUACAGUUUAUAGACGUACAAUUAUGGUGUUUUUUGUCAACAAACCAAAUUUCAUAGGCGGCCAUCCAGUAACUGUGAAGACUUUUCUCUCAAGUUGAAAAUGAUCAGCUUCAUGGCUGAAAAGUCAAGUCAAAAGCAGUAGGAUUCAUUCUCUGGGAUCAUGAAUAUCUGUAGAAAUUUUCACAACAACACGUCCAAUAUUUUCAAGAUACUUCUGUCUGCUCCAUAUUGGUAGAUAAUAUUAGAGCCACACUCCGAUCACAGCUGCAAAUAUACUCAUUAGUCACCAUCUGUGACUGUGUAAAGAAAGACAGACUCGUCAGACAUGAAAAAUUAUAUGUUGAAAAGAAAAUGUCUUUUGUAAAUGCUGCAUCUGGUGCUGUUAAUCCUGGGAUGAGCCAUGUAAACAGGGACAGCUCAGCAUGUUCCAGGAAUAGUGUUCUACAGAGUGGUUAUUUAAGAACUGAAAUGCUUACAAGACACAGAAAAAUGCCAAUGAAAGUCUUUGCGUGUGUCAAACACUGUGAAAUGACAUUAAACGUAAUGGUAAAAUUUAAUCAUUUUAAACCUCUUCUCAAUUCUCCACACAGUCCCAAUUCAUUUCAUUGUACAGCAUCCAUGUUAUUCAUCAGUCGGUGGUAGAACAAGUCUGACAUCUGCAUGCUGUAAGAUGAAAAAUUCAACAGACUUAUGUUUGAAUGAGAAAGGUUUUUUUGUAGUAAUUAAAAGAAACAAAAAUACACAGACGCCGACAUUUUUGUAUGUAAGAAAUUCACCUGCACAUGUUAUAAGUUCUGUGGAAGCUGAUAUGAAUAGGAGGUAGCUCACCAACAGUGUUGUCUUGCAAUAAAAAUUCACCGCCAAAAGAUGGAGACACUUUAUUCAUGUUCAUCAGCUGUUUGGUCUCUGGAACCAAUAAAGACCCUACAGUCUGCUA
Molecule: messenger RNA, 7678 nt
Organism: Acanthochromis polyacanthus (spiny chromis)
Lineage: Eukaryota; Metazoa; Chordata; Actinopteri; Pomacentridae
Product: myosin-8-like
Exons: 38
Coding region: 1-5808 (1935 amino acids)
Cellular component (GO): myosin complex
Molecular function (GO): ATP binding; cytoskeletal motor activity; actin filament binding
Source: RefSeq, a predicted model, not a curated record